GGCGGCGUCCUCAGGUACCACAAACACAUCAUCAUCACCACUGUCUGCGCCCCAAACAGCCACAGCAGGCCUGAACCCAGCGGAGCAGAGGGAGCAACAGCAGCGGGAGGAGCAGCAGGGAGGGAGGCGCAGACAGCCGGAGCGUUUUGAAACCCCGAAAAAAGGGAAGUUGGAUUGUGGUGUUACUAAAGCGCAGCGGGAAGCAUGUUCAGCUGGGUCAACAAGGAGCAAGGUGGCCGCAACAAGGAAGGAGAGAUGUACCAGACGGUGACGGAGGGACUGCAGACCCUGUACACCAAGAAGCUGCUGCCGCUGGAGGAGACCUACCUCUUCCAUGACUUCCACUCCCCGGCCCUGGAGGGGGCAGACUUCCAGAGCAAGCCCAUGGUGCUGCUGGUGGGGCAGUACUCCACCGGGAAGACCACCUUCAUCAGGUAUCUGCUGGAGCAGGACUUUCCGGGGAUGCGUAUCGGCCCGGAGCCGACCACUGACGGAUUCAUUGCUGUAAUGUACGGGGAAAAUGAAGGCGUUGUCCCCGGCAACGCUCUGGUGGUGGACCCAAAGAAACCCUUCAGGAAACUCAACGCUUUCGGAAAUGCCUUCCUGAACAGGUUUAUCUGCUCUCAGAUGCCCAAUGAGGUUCUUCAGAGCAUCAGCGUCAUCGACACACCUGGUAUUUUAUCUGGAGAGAAACAGCGAAUCAGCAGAGGUUAUGACUUUGCAGAGGUUCUGCGCUGGUUUGGGGAGCGGGUCGACAGGAUCAUCCUGCUGUUUGAUGCCCACAAACUGGACAUUUCCGACGAGUUCUCUGAAGCCAUCAAAGCGUUUAAGGGACAAGACGACAAGAUCCGAGUGGUUCUGAACAAAGCGGACCAGGUGGACACCCAACAGCUGAUGCGGGUCUAUGGCGCCCUCAUGUGGUCACUGGGGAAGGUGAUAAAUACCCCAGAGGUGGUGAGAGUGUAUCUGGGUUCCUUUUGGGCCAAACCACUGCAGAACACAGAGAACAGGCGUCUGUUUGAGGCGGAGUCUCAGGAUCUCUUUAGGGAUAUCCAGAGUCUCCCCAGGAAUGCUGCCCUCCGUAAACUCAACGACCUCAUUAAGAGGGCGAGGCUGGCCAAGGUGCACGCUUACAUCAUCAGCUACCUGAAGAAGGAGAUGCCGUCUCUUUUUGGCCGGGAGAAGAAGAAGGAAGAGCUGAUCAUGAAUCUUCCAGAGAUCUACACCAUCCUGCAGAGAGAGCAUCACAUCAGCCCUGGAGACUUCCCCAACGUCACCAAGAUGCAGGAAAUGCUGCAGCAUUAUGAUUUCCACAAGUUUCCGUCCCUGAAGAUGAAACUGAUUGAAUCAGUGGAUAAGAUGCUGGCCACAAAGAUUGCAGGUCUGAUGGCUAUGAUCCGCGAGGAGGAGUCCAAGCAGCCUCCAGCCAUGGUGUCUGGUGGUGCUUUCCAGGGCUCAGAGGACGGGCCUUUUGGUCGAGGCUACGGUGAGGGCAUCAGUGCCGGGGCGGAUGCAGAUGACUGGAUCGUCAGCCGUGACAAACACCGUUACGAUGAGAUUUUCUACACACUGAUGCCCGUCAAUGGGAAGAUCACCGGCGUCAAUGCCAAGAAGGAGAUGAUGAAUUCCCGACUGCCAAACACUGUGCUGGGAAAGAUCUGGAAACUGGCUGACUGCGAUCACGAUGGCAUGCUGGAUGAUGAGGAGUUUGCCCUGGCUCAGCAUCUGAUUCAGGUUAAGCUGGAGGGCUACGAGUUACCCAACGAGCUGCCCCAUCACCUGGUGCCCCCAUCCCACCGGAAAAACCCUACUGCAGAUGCACUGUACAACCACACGGAGGACUAGAGAGCUCACCGAGUGCCAAACAAGCCACCAAAGAGACACACAGAUGGAAAGAUGUCCAAAUGUGGACAUAAAAGAUCAAUGUCAAACAAAUAAAUAUAUAACUUUUAUUGAGUUUGUAGAGUUUGUAUAUUAAACAUUUCAUCUAAGCAAAAUAAUCCUGAGA
Molecule: messenger RNA, 2008 nt
Organism: Cyprinodon tularosa
Lineage: Eukaryota; Metazoa; Chordata; Actinopteri; Cyprinodontiformes; Cyprinodontidae
Gene: ehd4
Product: EH-domain containing 4
Exons: 8
Coding region: 205-1845 (546 amino acids)
Biological process (GO): endosomal transport; endocytosis
Cellular component (GO): cytoplasm; plasma membrane
Molecular function (GO): protein binding; GTP binding; calcium ion binding
Source: RefSeq, a predicted model, not a curated record